AUGCCGGCCAAAUCACGGUUCACAAGGCUAGACGCCUUCGCCAAAACUGUCGACGAGGCACGCAUCCGCACCACGUCCGGGGGGAUCAUCACAAUCGCCUCGCUUCUUAUUGUACUUUGGCUUGUUUGGGGAGAAUGGGCGGACUACCGGCGUGUCGUGGUCAUGCCCGAGUUGGUCGUCGAUAAGUCAAGAGGCGAGAAAAUGGAGAUUCAUCUGAACGUUACAUUCCCCCGCCUCCCCUGCGAACUUACGACACUAGAUGUUAUGGACGUCUCGGGCGAACAGCAGGUCGGCGUUGCGCACGGCGUGAACAAAGUCCGCCUUGCCUCCGUUGCUGACGGUGGCCAUGUCCUCGAUAUCCAAUCUUUGGAACUCCACUCCGAAGAAGCAAAACACCUCGACCCCGAGUACUGCGGCGAGUGCGGCGGGGCACCAUCUCCUCCCAAUGCUGUCAAGGCCGGUUGCUGCAACACCUGCGAGGAAGUCCGAGAAGCAUACGCGCAGAAACAAUGGGCCUUCGGCAAGGGCGCCAACAUCGAACAAUGCGAGCGCGAACACUACGGAGAGCGCAUCGAAGCCCAGCGCCGCGAAGGAUGCCGUCUUGAAGGUGUCAUCCGCGUUAACAAGGUUGUCGGCAACUUCCACGUCGCACCCGGCCGCAGCUUCUCCAGCGGAAACAUGCACGUCCACGAUAUCGCGAACUACCUCGAGGUCGACCUCCCCACAGCCGAACAACAUACGAUGUCGCAUGUCAUCCACCAACUCCGCUUCGGACCCCAGCUCCCCGACGAGCUUUCCGACCGCUGGCAAUGGACCGACCACCAUCACACCAACCCGCUGGACAGCACAAACCAGGAUGCCGCCGAGCCAGCCUUCAGUUUCAUGUACUUCAUCAAAGUCGUCUCAACCUCCUACCUCCCCCUCGGCUGGGAUCCUCUAUUCUCAUCCUCUCUACACAGCUCCUCAGACGUCAGCACCCCGCUGGGCGCGCACGGCGUGAGCGCUGGCAGUCAAGGCAGCAUUGAAACGCACCAGUACUCCGUAACCUCGCACAAGCGCUCUCUGCGCGGCGGAGAUGCCUCAGACGAGGGCCACAAGGAGCGUCUCCACGCCGCCAACGGUAUCCCCGGCGUCUUCUUCAACUACGAUAUUUCACCGAUGAAGGUCAUCAACCGCGAGGCGAGACCGAAGACCUUCACCGGUUUCUUAACAGGGGUUUGCGCUAUCAUCGGUGGUACUCUCACUGUCGCGGCUGCGGUCGACCGUACGCUCUACGAAGGUGUCAACAGAGUGAGGAAGUUGCACUCAAACUAA
Molecule: messenger RNA, 1314 nt
Organism: Aspergillus puulaauensis
Lineage: Eukaryota; Fungi; Ascomycota; Eurotiomycetes; Eurotiales; Aspergillaceae
Product: retrograde cargo receptor ERV46
Exons: 3
Coding region: 1-1314 (437 amino acids)
Biological process (GO): endoplasmic reticulum to Golgi vesicle-mediated transport; retrograde vesicle-mediated transport, Golgi to endoplasmic reticulum
Cellular component (GO): COPII-coated ER to Golgi transport vesicle; Golgi membrane; endoplasmic reticulum membrane
Source: RefSeq, a predicted model, not a curated record